This is a messenger RNA of Erigeron canadensis, 1883 nucleotides long. RefSeq names its product integrin-linked protein kinase 1-like. The record is from RefSeq and is a predicted model, not a curated record. Bases 160 to 1599 code for a protein of 479 amino acids. Gene Ontology annotation, molecular function: protein binding; ATP binding; protein kinase activity. Gene Ontology annotation, biological process: protein phosphorylation. NCBI's taxonomy places the organism in Eukaryota, Viridiplantae, Streptophyta, Magnoliopsida, Asterales, Asteraceae. The transcript is spliced from 12 exons.
UCUUCAAUCUUUCAUAUAUAUAUAUAUAUAUUUUGUUAUAUACAAAUAUAUAUACAUGAUCAGCUCGAUAUCGAUUUUAGCCCGAUAUCGAGCUAACCUUAUUAGCCCAUUUUAGCUCAUUCAUAUAUUGUCCUAGCUAGAAAUAUAGAUAUAUAAAAAAUGGACAGGGCAGCACAAUUGAAACGUGGAAUAUCGAGACAAUUCUCAACAGGAUCAAUGAAACUAAGCGCGAAAUUUAGUUUCAAACGACAAAACUCAUUGGAUCCACGUAGUAAUAACGUACGGUUUAGUUUAGGGAGGCAGUCGUCGUUAGACCCGAUAAGAAGGAACCCGAAUACGAAAGACGAGUUGAGCUUGCCAGGAAACCUUGAUUCCACAAUGCAAUUGUUGUUUGUGGCGUGUAAGGGAGAUGUUCAAGGGGUUAAAGAUUUGCUUGAUGAAGGUGUGGAUGUGAAUAGUAUUGAUCUUGACGGCCGUACGGCUUUGCAUAUUGCUGCUUGUGAAGGACAUGUUGAUGUUGUUCAGUUUUUGUUGAGUAGAAAGGCUAACAUUGAUGCCCGUGAUCGUUGGGGCAGCACGGCAUGUGCAGAUGCCAAGUACUAUGGUAAUGUAGAAACAUAUAAUAUAUUGAAGGCUCGUGGGGCCAAAGUUCCGAAAACCAGAAAGACGCCGAUGUCUGUUGCAAAUCCUCGAGAGGUUCCUGAGUACGAGCUCAAUCCUCUUGAGCUUCAGAUCCGCAAAAGUGAUGGGAUCUCAAAGGCAAGACUACUUUCAAGCUUGGGAACUUAUCAGGUUGCAAAAUGGAACGGCACAAAAGUAUCUGUAAAAAUACUAGACAAAGAUAGCUAUUCUGACCCUGAAAGCAUAAAUGCUUUCAAACAUGAGUUGACCUUAUUGGAGAAGGUUCGGCAUCCUAAUGUGGUUCAGUUUGUUGGAGCUGUCACCCAAAAUGUACCCAUGAUGAUCGUUUCCGAAUAUCAUCCCAGAGGUGACCUUAGUUCUUAUCUCCAAAAGAAAGGACGUUUGUCGCCAUCGAAAGCUCUAAGAUUUGCUCUUGAUAUUGCCAGGGGCAUAAACUAUCUUCAUGAAUGUAAGCCAGACCCAAUCAUCCACUGCGAUUUAAGGCCAAAAAAUAUUUUGCUGGAUAGUGGGGGCCAGUUGAAGGUUGCAGGAUUUGGGUUGAUCAGAUUAUCCAAAAUAUCGCCUAAUAAAGCAAGAUUAGCACGGCCCGUUACCAUUGAUCAAACAAACUUAUAUAUUGCACCAGAAAUUUUUAAAGAUGAACUAUUCGAUAGAGGUGUGGAUGCGUACUCUUUUGGCCUUAUUCUAUACGAGAUGAUGGAGGGUAUCCAACCAUUUCAUCCCAAGGUUCCCGAGGAGGCUGUUAAGCUAAUGUGUGUUGAUGUCAAAAGACCUUCAUUCAAGAUAAAAUCCAAAUAUUACCCUCCGGAUCUAAAAGAAUUAAUCGAGGAGUGUUGGUGUCCAGAUUUGAGUAUAAGGCCAUGUUUUUCUGAGAUCAUCGUACGACUUGAUAAAAUUGUUGGGAAUUGCUCUAAAAAUGGACGGUGGAAAGACGCUUUUAAGCUCCCAUGGUUAUAAUGGUUAUGAUCGGUAAAAUGAUGAACAUGAAGUGAUUUAGUUGGCGAGAGACUCCAUGUACAGGGAACUUUGUGUCGUGGUCAUUAUACUUUCGUAUAGGGUAUACCUGGAGGACGGAUAACUGGUAAUGAGGGUGUGUAAGCAUAAUCUGAGUUACAAAAGCUGGAAUAAUAAAGUGGAAUCGUCACAAUAACUAGGCUUUAUGUUUUCUUUGUUUACAUUUUUGUGAAAAUUGUUUUUGUGUAUCCAAAGUUGAUAUGAAAUGUGAUAUAUUUGUACGAGCA